Molecule: messenger RNA, 699 nt
Organism: Cyclocybe aegerita
Lineage: Eukaryota; Fungi; Basidiomycota; Agaricomycetes; Agaricales; Hemipholiotaceae
Source: the annotation of a GenBank genome assembly
AUGCUCUCUUCUCGAGUGCUGAGGACAACCUCUGAAACCGCGUAUGGCUCCCUCGUCCUCAUCACCGUAAUCGCAGCUGCACUAUCAUGCGCGGCACUCGUCUCCCAGGCCGUGCGCACCUCACCCAACAGGUCUUGGUCGAAGAACAUCAACGCGGUCAUUGUCGGGGCGGCGUACUUCUUCCUUUUCUCAGUGUCAGUGCUGUUCUGCGUGAAGCGCCGCGUCGCUGUGCGGCUCAAGCUCCAGAGGAUCUCGAAGACGUAUAGGACCGUCGGGCGGGACGACCUUCCAGGUUCCGUGGACAAGUACGUGAUGGAAGAGUACGUCCGCGCGUGUCUGGUUUCAUUCGAGUCGCUGCCGACGGACGUGCACCACGAGGGAUGGGGCAGGCCGGGGACACAGUACAGCGGCAUCCGAUUCCGGCGUGCCCUCCUCGAUACCAUCCCGCGAAUAGACGAGCUCGCCCACCUGGUGAUACCCCUUCAUCCCAAGCUGAAACCGCACGCGCGGAUGCUGCACCACUUCCGGUUCAUCGCGCCGCUGCUGCCCAAGGACGACGCGGGCCUCUCGCCGCUUCAUUAUUAUGAUUCGGCGAUCCAGCUUGUGCGAAACUCGAAGAGGGAGCUCACGGAAGAAGAGUUUGAGGUCGGCCUGGCGGCUGCAGAGCAGAUCAUGAAAAGGUGGGUCGUGUUACUCUGA